UAUGGUCCCCCACCCUAUAAACACCUUAGCCCUCGCCUCUUUCUCUCUCUCUCGCGCGCUCUCUCUCUCCGGACCUCCGUCUCUGCGCUGCUCAACUGAAGACUGUUACGACAGACAUAUGGCGUUGCCGAAUCAACAAACUGUUGAUUACCCGAGCUUUAAACUCGUCAUCGUCGGCGAUGGAGGAACUGGAAAAACAACCUUUGUGAAGAGGCAUCUCACUGGUGAAUUUGAGAAGAAAUAUGAGCCAACCAUUGGGGUCGAAGUUCACCCAUUAGACUUCUUCACGAAUUGUGGGAAAAUUCGGUUUUACUGUUGGGAUACUGCUGGGCAAGAGAAAUUUGGUGGACUUAGAGAUGGUUACUACAUUCAUGGGCAAUGUGCAAUUAUCAUGUUUGAUGUUACUGCUCGGUUGACCUACAAGAAUGUUCCAACAUGGCAUCGGGAUCUCUGUCGGGUGUGUGAAAAUAUACCCAUUGUUCUUUGUGGAAACAAGGUUGAUGUGAAGAACAGGCAGGUUAAGGCAAAGCAGGUUACAUUCCACAGGAAAAAGAAUCUUCAGUACUAUGAGAUAUCAGCGAAGAGCAACUACAAUUUUGAGAAACCUUUCUUGUAUCUUGCUAGGAAGCUUGCAGGGGAUCCCAAUCUCCACUUUGUGGAGUCCCCUGCUCUUGCUCCUCCAGAAGUACACAUUGACUUGGCUGCACAGCAACAGCACGAGGCUGAGCUUGCUGCAGCAGCUAGUCAGCCUCUUCCAGAUGAUGAUGAUGAUGCAUUUGAGUAGAGAGAACUGGUGGAGAGGCUUGGGUUCUACCUUUUUGCAAUGAUUUAAUGCUUCCUUUAUUAUGCAUCGAUCACUUACCAAGUUUUAGCCAUAUAUAUAAGUGGAUUUGAUCAUUAGGAUUUGUUCUAGUAUUGAAGAACGUGGAUCAUACUAGUUAGGUUUUCUAAAACUAUUAUUGAGUCUAUGGUUGUGUUUGCUUGUGGUAGAGUAAUAUUUUUGGCUAUCAUAUUGGUGGUGUUGUCAAAUUCUUAUCAAAGCUAUCAUGCACCAGUCAGUUAACUUCAACAGUAAAGGGAAAAAUUUUGAAUGUCCAAUCUUGAGUUUCCUCUUGUAUUGAAGUAAUUUACAGACACCCGAACAAAUGCAUGAUGCUGUUGCUGUUUCUUGUCAUCCUUCCUGAAUUACUAUCCAUGCAUGUUUUAUAUCCAUGACCUGCCACCACUUAAGUCAACACAUUUUAUUUGUACACCAGCUGCUACUUUGUCAUUUAUUUUCUGCUGUAAGUUCUUUAAUAUCUCAACCUGCUAGUAUUCCCUGCAUGUGGCCUAUUGCACUCAUAAAAUUGUACAGCCCUCAUAAAAGUGAACACCGCAGGUGGGUUUGAAAACUACCUCAGAUAGCCAUAAUGAUGGUCAUGGCUAUGAGUUUUAAUGGCCCAUUUCAGUGGUUGUCGGGUGAUGCAUAGAAAAUUGUUGGCUGAUCUUUUUCUUUUUUUUUUUUCAAUUUACCUCGCUGUUUUAAUUAAUAACAAUGAGGCGGUCGUGUAUGGUAUUAUAUGACACUGCUAAUUGCAAGAAUUCUGGAGAUACCUUUACCACUGCAA
Molecule: messenger RNA, 1607 nt
Organism: Vitis riparia (riverbank grape)
Lineage: Eukaryota; Viridiplantae; Streptophyta; Magnoliopsida; Vitales; Vitaceae
Product: GTP-binding nuclear protein Ran-3-like
Exons: 8
Coding region: 2-784 (260 amino acids)
Biological process (GO): ribosomal subunit export from nucleus; protein import into nucleus
Cellular component (GO): nucleus; cytoplasm
Molecular function (GO): GTPase activity; GTP binding
Source: RefSeq, a predicted model, not a curated record